GUCGCUCGGUUGAUGCCGAGCUUCACCGCUUUAGCCUCCACUCUCUCUCUCUCUCUUCCUUCUUUCCUCCGGCUACCGGCGGUCUCUUUCCGGCCACUGCGGCUUCUCCGUCCCUGCAGCUGCCUCCGUCGUUAUUUGCUCCGUUGAAGUGUAAAAGAUGGCUAGGUGGGAUGCGAUUCUGUCCCUUCCAGUACAGAAUCCCCCGAUGCUGGAGUUUUCCGCCGCAGAUCUUGUGUGGUCUAAGGUGGAAGGUUGGCGCGACAAUAUAGAUAGAGUUGCCCUGAUUCCGUAUGCGAGAGUGGAUGAUUUUGUGAAGGGCGAGUCCUCAAACAAAGACUGCCCUACAAGUUUCCACGUUGAAGCGAGGAGGAAGAGGUCUCGAGAAUCAACUUACAAACCCAAGGUUGAUGGGAUUCUUGAAUACAUACUGUAUUGGUGUUCCUUUGGACCCGAUGACCCCAGGGAAGGUGGCGUUAUACGGCCCAGUCGGGUUUAUACCACAAAGAAGAGAAAUGCCGGUCGACCUAAUACCAAGACAGGUUGCACUUGUCAUUUUAUUGUGAAACGCCUGAUUGCUGAGCCAUCGGUUGCUCUCAUUAUUUAUAACCAGGAUAAGCAUGUGGAUAAGAAAGGUCUCCCCUGCCACGGGCCACAGGACAAGAAGGCAGCUGGUACACGUGCCAUGUUUGCCCCGUACAUCUCAGAGGAUCUUCGACUCCGUGUCCUGUCUCUGCUCCAUGUUGGGGUUUCUGUGGAAACAAUUAUGCAGAGGCAUAAAGAGCUAGUUGAGCGGCAAGGGGGCCCGAGCAAUCGGGAUGACCUCUUGACUGACAGGUAUGUCCGGAGACAAGAGCUGAACAUUCGGCGUUCCACAUAUGAGCUGGAUCCAGAUGAUAUGACCAGCAUUGGCAUGUGGGUGGAUAGUCACCGGAACUGUGUCUUCUUUUAUGAGGGGUUCUCCAAUUCUGAUCCAUUCACACUGGGUAUCCAGACAGAAUGGCAGUUGCAGCAAAUGAUUCGCUUUGGUAAUCGCAGCCUUCUAGUGUCUGACUCAAGAUUUGGGACAAACAAAUUGAAGUAUCCUCUUCACAGCCUUCUUGUGUUCAAUUCUGACAAUAGGGCCAUCCCUGUUGCAUGGAUUAUAGCACCUAGAUUUGCAAACACAGAUACGCAUAGAUGGAUGAGGGCCCUUUACAACAGAGUCCAAACAAAGGAUUCCUCCUGGAAAUUGGCAGGAUUUAUCGUGGAUGAUCCUCUAGCUGAUUUCCUUACUAUCAGGGAUGUAUUCCAGUGUUCCGUGUUGCUAUGUUUCUGGCGUGUCCGUCUUGCAUGGCACAAGAACUUGAUAAGGAGAUGUCGGGAAACUGAAAUGCGUGCUGAGAUAUCAAAACAGCUUGGACAAAUGGCUGACAAUAUCUGCAGUGGCAAUGGAGCUGUGAGCUUGUUCGAAGGUUUCAUGGAUGCCUUUGUCGAUGCCUCUGACUUAGUGGACUAUUUUAAGGCCGUCUGGUAUCCUAGAAUUGGUGUCUGGAUAGCUGCGUCAAAGACUCUUCCGCUUGCUAGCCAUGAGACUUGUGCAGCAAUGGAGUUUUACCACAGACAGCUGAAACUGAGAUUACUGAAUGAGAAAGACACCGAGGUCUAUCGACGCGCUGAUUGGUUGGUCCACAAGUUGGGCACGAAAGUGCAUGCUUACUUUUGGCUCGAUGAGUACUCAGAGAAGGAACACUUUGCACGGUACAAGAAAGAAGAAUGGAAGAGUGGCCUCAACUCUUGGCGCAAAUCAUUGACAAUUCCUGAUUCCGAUGUUUCCAUUGAAGGAAGAUGUGCUAAGGUGACCAGCCAACUUGAUCGAGACAAGGUCCAUGUUGUGUGGAACCCUGGAUCCCAGUUUGCUUUGUGUGACUGCAGUUGGUCGGAAAUGGGCAACCUAUGUGAACACGUGCUUAAGGUAAUGAAGGUUUGUCGUGAUAAAGGGUCCAAUGACGAGAUGUCCGUUAGCAUGUCCAAAUUCAGGAGGGCCUUGAUCGGGACACUCCAUUACCCACCACAUGAUUCAUUGGCACGCGAUCAUGCUGUGUCUUUGGCACUCUUUGUCCAAAUGCAGCUAAGUCCUGCGAUUAGUUCAAAAGAACAGGUACCCUCGGGAGUAUGAACCAGCGCUGGACUACAGAGCAAGAAAAUGAUUUGAUCUGGCAUGUCAAUGAUCCUCUGGAUUCACUUGAAGCUCUUGGUGUCAUAGAAGAGCUGAUCGGGCUCUCGGGUCUGGUAAUUUUGCAGUUGGGGCUGUUGAAGUACAUCCUGAUAAGAUGGAUGUAGACCUUUGAAUCACACCAUAUAUCCCAUCAUUGUCGAUUGGGUGCGGCAGUGAGGUCCCAGUGUGGAGAAGGGAAAGAUCAUAACCUAACCAGAGCCGCUAUUGAGUAGAACAGUGGUUGCAGUACUCCAAAGAGCUCGUGUCAUUCUGUAAUUGCUUUCAAGUCGACCAUCCAAUUGUGGUUAUAGAGAUUAAAUGUAAGGUUCCGGGCUAGAUAAUGGUGGGGAUUCUUACGUCGCAUAUUAUAAGCUUACAUAUGCAUCAAGUAUUUGAUUGUAAAAUGGACAGCAUUAUUUUUUGGUAGAUCAGAAUGGACUGGUCUUUGAUUCCA
This is a messenger RNA of Punica granatum (pomegranate), 2648 nucleotides long. NCBI's taxonomy places the organism in Eukaryota, Viridiplantae, Streptophyta, Magnoliopsida, Myrtales, Lythraceae. The record is from RefSeq and is a predicted model, not a curated record.